AUGGAGGAUAAGGUACACUACACACUCAAGAUCAUAAACGAAGAUGGAGACACUUUUGCAAAAAGGGCGGAGAUGUAUUACCGUAAAAGGCCAGAGAUUGUCAACUUCGUGGAGGAAGCCUUUCGAUCUUACCGCGCUUUAGCUGAACGCUACGAUCAUCUCUCCACUGAGCUUCAAAGUGCCAACCACAUGAUCGCUACUGCUUUCCCUGAACAUGUUCAGUUUCCUCUUGCUGAUGAUGACGACGACGACGAUGAUGAUGUUGAUGGUGAUGACAAACCACCUAAGCAUCUUCAUCUUAUUCCCACUGGAACUAAUAUCCCUGAGAUUCCCAAGAAAGAGUUCAAGAGCCAAUCUCUCAUGAUGUUAUCGAGAAAGGAGACUGGUGAUACUAAAACUUUGACGAUAUCCUCUUCUGUAUUGGCAAGUUCUGGAUUGAGUAAAGAAGAGGCAAUGGAGGAGAUUGAUAAGAUCCAUAAAGGGAUCUUGGUGCUGCAGACAGAGAAGGAGUUUGUGAGGAGCUCUUAUGAGCAGUCUUAUGAUAGGUAUUGGAGUUUGGAGAAUGAGGUUGUGGAAAUGCACAAGAGAGUUUGUAGUUUACAAGAUGAGUUUGGUGUUGGUGCUGAGAUCGAAGAUGGUGAAGCUAGGACGCUUGUGGCGAGCGCGGCUCUUAGCUCCUGUAAAGAGACCAUUGCUAAGCUUGAGGAGACGCAGAAGCGAUUCGCUCAAGAUGCAGAGAUUGAGAAGGAAAGGAUUGAUACUGCUACAGAGAAGUUUGAAGCACUGAGGAACAAGUUUGAGAUUAAGGUAGAAAAAGAAGAAGAAGAAGACAAGAAAGCUUUGUCUGGUCAAGAAUCGAGUCAUGAUGAAUCUGCGAAUGAUGAUUUGAAUGAGAAGCUGAGUAAUGUGGAGUUUGCAGAGAAGAUAGAUGAGCUUGUGGAGAAAGUGGUUUCUUUGGAGACAACAGCUUCGUCUCAUACAGCAUUGGUGAAGACAUUAAGGUCAGAGACUGAUGGGUUACAUGAACAUAUCCGUGGCGUUGAGGAAGACAAGGCAUGUCUUGUUUCAGACUCCAUAGAUAUGAAGAAACGAAUCACGGCGCUUGAAGAUGAGCUGAGCAAACAAGUCAAAAUGGAUGAAGAUGAGACAGAGGUAAAGGGUUCAGAGGAAAUCAAAGAGGCCAUUGUAGUGAAACAUAGUAGAGAUCAAUCAGAGACACAAGACUCUUGUGGUGGUUCAUCAGAAACAGAGAGCACAUGUUUCGGCACAGAGGCGGAAGAUGAAGAAGGGAGAAACUGGAGGCAGUUGUUACCUGCAGAUGGCAUGGAGGAUAGAGAGAAGGUUCUACUGGACGAAUACACAUCAGUGCUAAGAGACUACAGAGAAGUGAAGAGAAAGUUGAGUGAAGUUGAGAAGAAGAACCGUGACGGCUUCUUUGAGCUGGCAUUGCAGCUGACAGAGCUCAAGAAUGCUGUUUCUUGCGAAGACGUGGAGUUCCAUUUGUCACGCCAGAAACCAGUAGAAAGAAACCGGUCUGAAAGUGUGAGCGUUUCUCAUAGCUCUAGCUCUUCAAUAUCCAUGGCACCACAUCAGCAAGGAGAAGAAGACUUGAAGAGAACAAAGGAAGACGAGGUUAAGGUGAAAUCUGCAGAUACUCAUGACACCUUAAGAAAGAAGAUCCCAACUGUGGAAGAGAAGGUGCGUGGAGAUAUUGACGCGGUGCUGGAGGAGAACAUCGAGUUCUGGUUGAGAUUCAGCACAUCUGUUCACCAGAUAAAGAAGUACCAGACAGCUGUUCAAGACCUGAAAGCAGAGCUGUCGAAACUGAGAGAUAGUAACGGUGCGGUUGCAUCAGAGGCAAAGCCAAUAUACAGACACCUUAGAGAGAUUCGAACAGAGCUGCAGUUAUGGCUAGAGAACAGUGCGAUUCUGAGAGACGAACUCGAGGGAAGGUACGCAACACUUUGCAACAUCAAAGACGAAGUUUCAAGGGUCACGUCUCAAUCGAGUGGGACUAAAGUAAGCGAUGCAGAGAUGAGCGGUUACCAGGCUGCGAAGUUCCAUGGGGAGUUACUCAACAUGAAACAGGAGAACAAAAGGGUCUUCAACGAACUUCAAGCAGGGCUUGAGGGUGCAAGAGCUCUGAGAACUGACGUGGAGAGAGUUGUAUGCAAACUAGAAGAGGAUCUCGGGAUCUUGAACGCGACGACGGCGGCUACGAGGACUGUGAGCAAGAGCUCGGCAUCAUCAUCGCCUCGGAAGCCUAGGAUUCCACUAAGGUCGUUCUUGUUUGGUGUCAAGCUGAAGAAGUAUAAACAACCGAAGCAAAACUCAUCAAUCUUCGCUUGUGUCAGUCCAGCUCCAGCUCUGCAGAAACAGUGUAGCUACAUUGUCCCACCACCUGUAAAGCGACCUGAGUUUUAA
Molecule: messenger RNA, 2424 nt
Organism: Microthlaspi erraticum
Lineage: Eukaryota; Viridiplantae; Streptophyta; Magnoliopsida; Brassicales; Brassicaceae
Source: the annotation of a GenBank genome assembly